GCCGCGCGGGGCGGACUCGGGGCAGACGCGGGGUGCGGGACGGACACGGGGACGGACGCGGGACAGAACCCGGCGCCAUGGCCGGGGUCGCGAUGGCCGAGCGGGGCCGCGCACCGCCACCCGUGCCACCUGCACCCGGCACGGAGGGGCUGCCGCGCGCCUUCCUGCAGAGCCUGCGAACCCUCUUCGACAUCCUGGACGACCGGCGGCGCGGCUGCGUGCACCUGCGCGAGAUCGAGUCCCGCUGGCAGGGCGCCGACGCCCGCGAGCUGCCCCGCGGCGUGCUCGAGGGCCUGCGCCGGGCGGCCCCGGCCAGCGGCUACCUGACCUUCGAGCGCUUCGUGGCCGGCCUGCGCACCUCGCUGCCGAGCCCCGACGGCGGCCCGCGGGGCCCCGCGCACGCUCCGGCCCGGCCCGGGGACCCGCCGCCGCCACCGCAGCGCCUGGUGUUCGCGCCGGCAGACGAGCCACGGACUGUGCUGGAGAGGAAGCCCCUGCCCCUGGGCGCGCGCCCCCCGCCGACCGGCCCCCGCGGCGCGGCCCGGAGCCCAGAGAAGCUGUGCGGCCCGGCCGAGGCGGCGCCCUGCCCCGCGGAGCCCGAGCGGCCGCACAGCGCGGCACUGGAGCGGAGCCCGAGCGCGGACGCUGGUGCAGUGGCCUGCAGGGCCGCGGAGGUAGGCUUGGGGGAUGCACGGCGGGCGCCCCGCCCCCGAGGGGAACGUCGAAGGCACACCAUCACCAACGGCGUGGACUGUGGCCUGCUGAAGCAGCUGAAGGAGCUGGAGCAGGAGAGGGAGGUGCUCCUACAGGGCCUGGAGAUGAUGGCUCGGGGCCGCGACUGGUACCAGCAGCAGCUGCAGCGAGUGCAGGAGCGCCAGCGCCGCCUGGGCCAGAGCAGAGCCAGCGCGGAUUUUGGAGCUGUGGGAAGCCCUCGCCCACUGGGACAGCUGCUGCCCAAGGUACAGGAGGUGGCCCAGUGCCUGGGGGAGCUGCUGGCUGCGGCCUGUGCCGGCCGGGCUCUGCCCACAUCGUCCCUGGGGCUCCCGUGCCCUGCCCUGGGCCCCGCCUCGCCCCCGGCCCCCGGCUGGCAGCAGCAGACCAUCCUCAUGCUGAAGGAGCAGAACCGGCUCCUCACCCAGGAGGUGACCGACAAGAGUGAGCGCAUCACCCAGCUGGAGCAGGAGAAGUCCGCCCUCAUCAAGCAGCUGUUUGAGGCGCGUGCCCUGAGCCAGCAGGGCGCUGGGCCUCUGGACUCCACCUUCAUCUAGCCACUGUGAGCAGACCCCGGCCCCUCGGGGCCCGGCGUGGCCUGAGCCCAGCGGGCAGCCCCUUGGCUCCAGCCUCUCUGGCUGAAGACCACUCUGCCAGCCUGGACACAGCCCUCGAAUGGGCGUCCUCCCUCCGCCCUUGCCAUCUGGGCUACCUGAGGCCUGUCCCAGGCGGAGCCCCCAGACUGGCCUGCGUGCCCAGACUGACUUGGUUCUGGCCUCGGGCUCUGAGCUGGGUGGUGCUCUGUUGUCCUGGCACAGCCUGAAGCUGCUACUACCACUGUCAGUGGACAGUGGGUGACCCCUCCUGGUGUUUACCAGAUCUCAGGCAGUCCUGGGCAGGGCGGAGCUGUGGUAGCCCUGCGCCCACGUGUACAGCCGUCCCGUCCCGUCCUGUCCCAUCCUGUCCUGUCCCAUCCUGUUCUGUCCUGUCCUGUCGCGGCAGGGCCUGGUCUUAGUGAAGGGUACCUGCCACACCAGGCUGCACUUCCGUCGGCGGCCAGCAGAGGGCGUCAGGCGAGCACAGUCCACCUGCCCCAGGGCACCGCCCCCCCCCAGGCAUGGGGUGGGUGCGGCCGCGGGCCCUGGGCGUGGUGGGGGACCUGUGGCUGUGGCACCCAGGCAGGCAAGGGGCCCAAGGGCAGCUUCCUUCCCUCAACCAAGGGCACCAAGACAGGUUGGCUGUUGCUCAGAUGGAGCAGAUGGUGGGGGCCGGGGCACUGCCUCUCAGAGGAGGGCUCUGCCUGUGCCCGCUGGGUGGGGGGAGCGACAGGGCUGCCAGUCAGGGUUCCUGUGUGGCCACAGCCAGAACAGACCAGGCAUGCUCCUGGAGUGGGGCCCAGAGCUUAGCCUGCUUUCACCCUCCCUACAGACCCCAGACCCUAAAGUGACCCGUCUUCAUCCCUCCCAUGCAGGACUCUGCCCAGCUGAGCCCCACAGAGCAAACUGUGACCCAGCCUCUGGGCCUUGGACCUGCCGGGCAGCUUGGCCUGGGUGGGCUGGUGGUCACCAGGGUGGCUGGGGUGUGCCCCUGCCAGGGAGGACCCUGCCCCCAGAAGGUGUGUCAGCCGGGGCCCACCCCAAAGCAUUCAAAGUUACCAGGGUCUAGGGACCUCAUACCUCCAUCCCGCCACACCCAGCUUGGCCCCAGGUUUGGGCGCCAGGUUCCCUUCAGCCACAGAAAAGCAGGACCACAGGGCACAGGGAGAGGCUGGGGGGGCCUCUGUCACUCCCUGCCCUGGCCCUUCCCUCUGGGGGGCCCUGCUCAGCCUGGCCUAGAGGGGCCGUGCCAAGAGCCAAGGGCACAGCAGCAUCACAGGUGGGUGUGCGGCCCAGGGUCCCCAGCGCAGGGCGUCGGUGUAUGUGAGUGCAGGGACCCCGAGUGCCCAGCGCAGUUGGGCAUGCAGCCCCAGGGGCAGCCCGUCUCACAUGAGGGCCCGGCAGGUGCAGCAGCAGCUCCCUCUGGGCCCAGCGGUGCACCAUUCUGCAGGUAGCAGCCUGCAGCGUCACUUCCCUGCUGUGCUGGUCCUGCUGGUGUGUCCCAGGGGGGGCCCAAGUCAGCCCAGGGGCAGCCACCUUCCUCUGAGGAUAGGAGUGGGUUGUCCUGGGGACCUAAGCUAGCCCAGGCCUACACCUCCGGGCAGGAAAGGGUGGGCUUGUGGUGCAGUGGUUAGGCCAGCACCAGCCAGGGAGAAACCCUCCUUGCCCAUGUCCCUCAAGUCCACGGAGUCUGCCCCUGAGGGUGUCAGCCGUGCCCUGGGGAUUCUGCACCCCAACAUCUUCACAGAACUGCAGGCCGGGGACAGAGCACAGCGUCUGCCCCAGGGUGAUGUCCACUGGACCCCCCCCCAGGAAGCUGGGCCGUGCAGCGGAAGGGUGAACGGGAAACAAUCCAGUGCCUCUCCUGGCUUUGGUGUCCAUGUGGGGUGAAAACAGUAGAUUCCCCAAGUUUGCAGCCUGAAAUCAGACUGCUGCGUGUGUAGCCCCAGAGACCUCGAGGGCAGAAUUUAAAGUGGUCCCAGACCAGCCGAGCCCAGGCCACCUGCAGAAGCCAAUGCAGGUCCUCUGGAGCCCAGCCCUGGUGAAGUCUGGGACAGGAAGGUCUCCGUGGAGGAGGCUGUUGGUCAUUUCAGCAGGGGGGCGGCAUCCCUGGCCUCUGUCCACGAGAUGCCAGUAGGGUGCGCGCACCAGCACACAAACACACUCAGUCGUGACCAUAAGAAAUGUCGCCAGACGUUGCUAUGUGUCCUUGAGGGGGCAAAAAUCACCCCUGGCCGAGAAUCUGCUCUGAGGGAACAGGUUCGUCAGGCCUGAGCGUUUCCUGAUGAUAAAUAAGUCCCAGAGAAAAUGAGCAUCAGUUAAAAAAAACUUGCAAACACAUGGAAAUGAUACACCGCGAGAGCCAGCAGGGACAGCAGGUGGAAUCUGUGGACACUCAGAUGCCGGAUUAUCAGAGAGGAUAUAAACAAUAUUUUCUGUAUCUAAAGAAAUAAAAGAUUCUUGGAAAUAUGAA
Messenger RNA from Lemur catta (Ring-tailed lemur), 3780 nucleotides. RefSeq names its product suppressor APC domain containing 2 (gene SAPCD2). Lineage: Eukaryota; Metazoa; Chordata; Mammalia; Primates; Lemuridae. The transcript is spliced from 6 exons. The coding region runs from base 78 to 1268 and encodes 396 amino acids. The record is from RefSeq and is a predicted model, not a curated record.